GUCUCGCGCUCUUAAGUCACUGCGACAGUCGCAAUCGGGUUGUUUGUCUGUUUGGUUGGUUCGUCACAUAUAUAAUCCCUGGCUUCCAUUGUUCUUCGGUUCUAUAUUGAAACCCAGAGAUGGCCCACAUCUACUUUUUCGUUGCCGUACUCUGCCCUCUGCUGGUUGUUGUGCCAGGCACCCCAGUGGAGAACUCAAAUCCGAAGUCCCAGGUGGAGUACAUUACCAGCAAUGAAAAACCAAUUGGUGCCAACGCGUUCCCAAAUAUCGUGCCCAUAACUAGCCCGCCGAUCGUUACUCAGACUGCUCCUCCACCGCCGCCCAACUCGAAGAACUUUGCCUACAAUCCGAUGACGCAGACAUGGACACGCAUUAACCAAGGUGAAGAGCUGCCCGGCGAGGAUACCCUUGUCUGGAAUCAAAGCAAUGAUAAGUGGCUUACCUAGGAACUUCCCUGAAAUACGCGCUUUAGGUCACAAUCAGGCGCUUUAAUCAUAAAUGUGAAAAUUAAAUAAAUUCCGAUGUCUCCUCAGC
Drosophila serrata is the source of this 534-nucleotide messenger RNA. RefSeq lists its product as uncharacterized. The record is from RefSeq and is a predicted model, not a curated record. NCBI's taxonomy places the organism in Eukaryota, Metazoa, Arthropoda, Insecta, Diptera, Drosophilidae.